GGCUACCUAUUGCCAUCCUUGCAUUGCAGACUAUAGGAAAAGGUGGAGGCGCAGCACCCCUAGCUAGAUGUGACGACACUUACCUUCAAAGAUCAAGGAGGAAUGGAGGAAAAUGGUGAAAGUGGAACAGUUGACUUUGGUCUCAAGGACAAGUUGAAGUGGGACCAUGAUAGCGAAGGUCGCACCAUUUUUCCUCCAAACUUUGACUUCAAGUUUGUCGUGGUGAAGGAAGAGGAGCCAGAUAUAAAUGGAGGUGCGGAGGUCAAAGAAUGAACCAAGGCAAGAAGUGGACUAGCAACCUCUGCCAACAGAGUAGCUGACUUCAUUUAGUGAUCUUUUACUUUGUUUUAAUGUUUGAACAAUUUGUUUCAAAUAUUGAUCUAAUUUUUAAACAUUUAUAGCAUUGAUAUUGAUACAUUUUUAAUUUGUUUUGUUUAGUUAUUACAUUUCAUAAUUGGUUAAGAUAAAGAUUGAAAUAAAAUUUGGAAUCACCU
Rubroshorea leprosula is the source of this 494-nucleotide messenger RNA. Lineage: Eukaryota; Viridiplantae; Streptophyta; Magnoliopsida; Malvales; Dipterocarpaceae. The record is from the annotation of a GenBank genome assembly.